AUGGGCAGUGCUGCUUUCAUUUACAAGGUUGCAUAUGCGAAAAGAGCAUUUCAAGAUCCAGAUCUGAGGAUGACCCACAAUGUGCAUACGAUGUCAUCACUCUUAGGAGGUGCACUUUUCAUAGCAGAUGAUUUCUUCCGCGAAACUCCAUUCCUUCAUGCUGGCUGGCAUGUUGCUGCUGCUGUUGGAGUUAGUACCUGUAACAAGCUUCUCGAAUAA
This is a messenger RNA of Ilex paraguariensis (yerba mate), 219 nucleotides long. The record is from the annotation of a GenBank genome assembly. Lineage: Eukaryota; Viridiplantae; Streptophyta; Magnoliopsida; Aquifoliales; Aquifoliaceae.